CCUCUUAGAACCAGCGGUUACAUCUGAUCUCCUUUUCAUUAAAGAUCUCUUCUCUGCAGAAAACUAAGCAAAAUGCAAACCUUCAGCAUUCAGAACAAAAGAAUAUAUAGAUCGUCCUCAGAGGAUCUCAGCAUGCUAAGACCCACAUUUUACUCUUGGAGAAGUGCUGGGAAUAGGGGUUCCUAUUCCAAGGAUAUCUUUGGAUCUGCCACUGUACAAAUGGGGCUUGUUGGAAAUGUUGGAAGUGAAAAGGUUACCAUGCAAAUCCUGAAUGAACGUCUAGCUUCGUACCUGGAGAAAGUUAGGAGCUUGGAGAAGGCCAAUAGUGAGCUGGAGGUGAAAAUCCACCAGGUUCUGGUGAAAAAAGGUCCAGCCACUAAGGACUACAGUCACUACCAAGCCACCUUUGAGAAACUACGCAAAGAGAUUCUGGAGAUGGUUAUGAGCAAUGCAAAUGUGAGUCUUCAAAUUGACAAUGCCAAGUUGGCUGCCGAUGACUACAGGGUCAAGUAUGAAAAUGAACUGCAGCUAAGACAGUAUGUUGAAGCUGACAUAAAUGCAUUGAGAAAGAUGCUGGAUGACACAAAUAUGGCACGACUGCAUCUAGAAAAUGAUGUUGAAGGAUUGAAAGUGGAGCUUAUCGAGUUAAAGAAACGACAUCACCUGGAAGUGUCAGAACUAUAUAGUCAAAUCAACCAAUCAGGAGUGCAGGUGGAUGUUGAUGCUCCCAAGGGACAGGACUUGGCUAAGAUCAUGGAGGAGAUAAGAGCCAAGUAUGAAAAGAUUGCCCUAAAGAACCAGGAGGAACUGAAAAUUUGGCAUGAAUCAAAAAUCUCCAUGGUACAGGUUCAAGUGAGUGAGAAUGAGGAAGCAUUGAAAGAAGCCAAAACACAAGUCAGCGUGAGCCACAGGCAGAUGCAGACUUUGAAAACAGAGCUGCAGUCUCUGAUUGGAAGUAGAGCAUCUCUGGAAGACGCCCUUAAUGAAACAAAGUUGCGAUAUGGGAUGCAGGUGGAGCAAUAUAAUGGCAUCAUUUUGCUGAGAGAGUCUGAGCUUAAACAGCUGCGUGACAACAUUCAAAGUCAGACAGUGGAGUAUCAGGCCCUGUUCAACAUCAAGAUGGAGCUGGAAGCUGAGAUAGCCACCUACAGGAGACUUCUGGAUGGAGAAGAAUAAGAGUGAGCUUUUCGACCAUUUUGACCAUGCCUCUUUCUUCUUUAGAAACCUUCAUCUUGGUGUUAAUAAAAUAUUUUACAGAUUAGAGAAAGAAUCCAUCAGGACAACAUCAGAGACAACAUCUAGUGGAUGAAAAAAUAGUGUCCUCCAGCUCGAGUACUCUCAAAAAGUGAUAUAAACAAACAUGAGAUCACUAAUGUUCAUGAAAGACAACAGCACAAGUAAAACCACUAUGAAUAUUUUGAAUAAAUUAUAAUUAAAACUAUUUCAGUAGUAUUUCCUUUGAAUCAGAAUUUGAACACGGUAUUGGAAAGUAACACUCUUAAUUGAACCCAUACAGUGUAUCUCAACUCAAACUCUGUUGUUUUAGCAAUGUCAAAGUUUCAUUUUCAUGUCAUGAAAAUGAAAUUGGACCCUUAGGAUCUAAUAGGCAUUUUCAAAAUGUCAUCACAGUAAAAGAAAACAGUAAGUGGUGUCAGGUUUCAUAAAAAACUUUCCAACAGUCAUUCAUAAUGAAAGAGCAAAAUGAAAACAAAAUGAAGGUCUUAUUUUGUACUUCAAACUAACAACAAAUCAGCCUAUUGACAAUAAAUAUA
Sinocyclocheilus grahami is the source of this 1772-nucleotide messenger RNA. RefSeq names its product keratin, type I cytoskeletal 18-like. Gene Ontology annotation, molecular function: structural molecule activity. The coding region runs from base 73 to 1176 and encodes 367 amino acids. The record is from RefSeq and is a predicted model, not a curated record. The transcript is spliced from 6 exons. NCBI's taxonomy places the organism in Eukaryota, Metazoa, Chordata, Actinopteri, Cypriniformes, Cyprinidae. Gene Ontology annotation, biological process: intermediate filament cytoskeleton organization. Gene Ontology annotation, cellular component: cytoskeleton; keratin filament.